This is a messenger RNA of Physcomitrium patens, 2899 nucleotides long. Its product is annotated as pyruvate kinase isozyme A, chloroplastic. Gene Ontology annotation, molecular function: potassium ion binding; pyruvate kinase activity; magnesium ion binding. Gene Ontology annotation, biological process: glycolytic process. Lineage: Eukaryota; Viridiplantae; Streptophyta; Bryopsida; Funariales; Funariaceae. The record is from RefSeq and is a predicted model, not a curated record.
CGCCUCCAGGGCCGUGGGAAGGCUACUUCAAAGGUGACGAUGCCACCCCACUCCACCCAACUCAACUCAGUGACUCCACCAACGCACUCGCCGUCUUCAACACCCUCUUUUCGUUAAUCCCCCACCAGCCAGAUUGGUGCGCGCUGCUCUCGCAGCUCACAACAAUAACAGUCCGGGAGGCAUGCAGCUCUGAUACCCAGGACAACGGUAGUGCGUGAGAGCGAGCGAGAGAGAGAGUGAGACACGAAGGGGUAGUGAGACCUGAGAGGGAAUGUGACUUGAACUCUUGGAUACGUUCCUCAUUUUUUCGUCUCUAUUCCGUUGCCAAAUUAUCCACAGGUGCGAAGAUAGUUGAUUUCGCCACUGGGCACCUGUGCUCUUUACAGAAUUUCUUUCUUUCGGAGGUGGGUUGUGCCUUAUUGGGUUGUGCUCUGUUGGGUUUGUGUGGGUGAGUGGCGGCUGGGGAGUGGGAGGAGAAGAGAGCAGGUGGGGGAGGGUUGAGCUUGUUGCUUUCAUGGUUCAGGGAUCGAUGAUGCACAUGCAGUCGCUGUGCUCGUCCUCUGUUCCGUUAUGCGUUUAUGGGGACCUUGCGGGGGUGUCCUCUGCUGGCGGUGGUAGGAUCUCCUCUGCUUCUUUGCGCUCUGCGCUGUGUGUGUCGUCGCCGUUGGUGGGGGUGAACAAGUAUGGGAAACGGAUGGGGAUGAGGCCGCAGGUUCAAGUGCCCCAGAGAAAAUCUGGUUUGGUGUAUGCGAAAGCCGAGGCAGUGUUGGGUUUGGAGGAGAACAAGGACGGAGCGGUUUCGGUGAAUGGGGCGUCCCCAGCGAAUCCAGGCGUUGAGGGGGCACAGAGCCAGUCCAUGGAGAUCGAUUUGGUGACGGAGGCUGAAUUGAAGGAGAAUGGGUUCCGCAGCACAAGGAGGACGAAGCUGAUAUGCACUAUCGGUCCUGCCACAUGCGCACCGGAGCAGCUUGAGGCGCUGGCAAUAGGGGGUAUGAACGUGGCCCGUCUCAAUAUGUGCCACGGCACGAGGGAAUGGCACACGGAAGUGAUUUGCAAUGUGCGCAGGUUGAAUUCCGAGAAGGGCUAUUCCGUGGCUAUCAUGAUGGAUACCGAGGGUAGCGAAAUCCACAUGGGGGAUUUCAAUGGCGCUCCGUCUGUUAAAGCCGAGGAUGGCGAGGAAUGGAUUUUCACGGUCCGCAAGUUCGGUACUCUGCCGGAGUUCACCACAAUUGUAAACUACGACGGUUUUGCUGAAGAUGUGAAGGUUGGAGAUGAAUUGGUGGUGGACGGAGGCAUGGUUCGAUUUGAAGUGAUUGAGAAAGUUGGCCCUGAUGUGAAGUGCAAGUGCACUGAUCCUGGUCUCCUGCUUCCUCGUGCGAAUUUGACCUUCUGGAGGGAAGGUCGGCUGGUCCGAGAGCGAAAUGCGAUGCUUCCCACCAUCUCAUCCAAGGAUUGGAUUGAUAUUGACUUUGGAAUUGCAGAAGGGGUGGAUUUCAUUGCCAUUUCCUUCGUGAAGACAUCUGAGGUUAUCAAGCAUCUGAAAAGCUACAUUCAAGCAAGAUCACCGAACGGGUCUAUUGGAGUAUUUGCUAAAAUUGAGAGUAGUGAUUCUUUGAAGAACCUAGAAGACAUCAUUCGUGUUUCAGACGGAGCUAUGGUAGCCCGGGGCGAUUUGGGCGCUCAAAUUCCACUGGAGCAAGUGCCAUCUGUACAGCAGGCGGUCGUUAACCUAUGCCGGGAGCUCAACAAGCCAGUCAUUGUAGCGUCACAACUUUUAGAGUCCAUGAUUGAAUUCCCCACGCCUACCCGGGCAGAGGUGGCAGAUGUAUCAGAAGCUGUGAGACAACGAGCAGACGCUUUGAUGCUCUCAGGAGAGUCCGCCAUGGGCCUGUUUCCAGAGAAGGCUCUGAGCGUCCUUCGUACUGUUAGCCUCCGAAUGGAGUCCUGGUGCCGUGAAAAUAAGCAACAUGCAUCUGAUCGUCUUCCAGAACUCUCUCCUGCGCUCGAUGACCGAAUCUCAGAGAACAUUUGCAACUCUGCCUCUCAGAUGGCUAACAGAUUGGGAGUGGACGCCAUUUUCGUAUACACCCGGCGCGGCUACAUGGCGUCUUUGCUGUCAAGGUGCAGGCCCGACUGCCCGAUCUUUGCCUUCACGGAUACCAAGAUGGUCCGACAACGACUUAACCUCCAGUGGGGGCUGAUUCCCUUCCGGCUGGACUUCUCCGGAGACAUGGAGAGCAACCUUCGCAGGACGUUUGCGCUGCUCAAAGCGCGUGGGAUGAUGAAGAAGGGCGACUUAGUAGUGGCAGUAUCAGACAUCUCCGAGGCCGACAUGUUGCAAUCCAUCCAAGUUCGGAGGAUUCCUUGAUAGGGUUUCUCUCCUUCUUUCCAAGAAAGAUUCAGUUCUUCUAACUUUUGAAUAUGGAAGGGCCGGGUUAAAGAGGUCACUUGCAGAGGCCCGCUUGGGUUAUGUGGCUAGUUGUGGAGUGAACUUCUCGGUCAAAGACUACUAGGGUGAAUAUGGAAGUUGCCUAUGGAAGAGUUAUCUGAAGGCUUGUACGAGAGCUUACUGGAGAUUAUAGUUGGAAUUGAUUUUUGCAGCAGCACCAGCAGCACCUGCAGCAGGCACGUGAGCAGGCUCUUGGCUGGUUGCCGCAAGUGCGUCAUGCCACCUUCGUGGUACAACACCAAGCAUUGAUUGUCGCAAGAUGAGCUCCUGCUUCUAGCUGUUACACAGAUCUGAAGUCAUAAGACAUGUCACGAUUGUAAUACACGAUAUUGGCCAGCUUGUGUUCAAUCGAAACACUUCUGCUGGCAGUUAUUAGACAUGUAAAUUGCGUUUGAGCUUUGUGAUGUUUUUCGCAUUCUAACCUUUACUCGGGACAAGAGUGAUAACAUA